Gadus chalcogrammus (walleye pollock) is the source of this 3027-nucleotide messenger RNA. It is a transcript of the gene gas1a, whose product is annotated as growth arrest-specific 1a. Gene Ontology annotation, biological process: regulation of cell cycle. The transcript has a single exon. Lineage: Eukaryota; Metazoa; Chordata; Actinopteri; Gadiformes; Gadidae. Bases 584 to 1381 code for a protein of 265 amino acids. The record is from RefSeq and is a predicted model, not a curated record.
UGCAGAAAAGAAAGGCAAUCCUCAAAGGGUGCAAGGACCACUUUAAGACGUAGAAGCGUUGUUGUUCUUCUCAGUAUUUGUUUGUGUUCCCGUGGGUAAAAAAUAACUACUACUACUACAUGGUCAAACUCAAGACAACCGGCAGGCUCGACGCAUCGGUCCGAUCUAGAUGAAGAGCUAGACGAAGUUUACUGCCCGGGCGAAGAGGCGCAGGGGAUCAUUCAAACCAGCCCCGUCGCUUCCAUCGGAAUGGAAUACUAAGUUAAAAACUUUUCGAAAGUGGGUGAAGAACUUUUCCCCUUGAAUUUUUGCGCACUCUUCUGCUCUUUUUUCCCGCUAUGAAGGUAUGGAUGAAGAAUUGUUCUCCGCGAAAUCCGUGUUGAGCUUUCACCGGACAACGCCGAAGACUUCUACCCGGGACAGCCCAUGCCCGCUUGUUCAAGAGCCACGCAUACUUUCACACGUUUCUGGAUCGGAAUUAAACAUCUAACGCUGGGAAGCCGUCACUGGACGUGGUGUAGAACGAGCACCGCUGCACGCAUGACAGUGGUUUGAGUUGUACCGUUAUUUCGUCGCCAUAACAAUGGCAAAUUCUGAUUCGUUCGCACUAAGUAUCCACAGAUCCAUUUUGCCCAUUGGAUGUAUGUUUCUGGUGCUCGGCUAUCUCUCAGUGGCUUCGCCUACGCACGGUCGGCGGUUGAUAUGCUGGCAGGCGAUCAUGAACUGCCAAACCGAACCUGAGUGCCAUUACGCGUACGGCCAGUACAUACAUGCAUGUGGCCCCGUGCUGAACGGCCAGAAGAAGAAGUGUCCCAGCCACUGCAUCGCCUCUCUGGUCCAGCUCAACCUCACCAAGAACGGCCCCGCGCUGGAGGAGUGCAGUUGUGCCGAGGAUCCUAUUUGUAUGAACACAAAAAGGUCGAUCGAGCCCUGCCUGCCGAGGACUAGCAACACGGGCUGCACGGAGGCCCGGUGGCAGUGCGAGAGGGACACGCAGUGCAGCUAUGAAAUGCACGAGUAUUUGAUCCACUGUGGGAAGCUUUUCAGCGGGGCCACUUGCACAAACGCGUGCAGAAAUGUCAUCGCCAACUUGCGCAAAAUACCCAAAGCGCUGCAGUUAGACACUUGUGUGUGCGACGGUACGGAGAGGGCCAUCUGUGAGUUUGUCAAAAGCAGCAUGCAGACCCUGUGUUUCGACGCACCCAUGCAGGUAGACGACGGUAGCGGAUCAGAUAACUAUGAUACAGAUGACGAGGAUUUCACUCAGGAACCCGAGUACGUGAAACGAGUCCCCAAACCCAAGUCUGCAGCCCACUGUGUAGUGGCCCACGGUGUUGUGACCCUGCUGGCAUCCAUUUUGGCUCUUUCGCCUCUCCUUUAAUCCCCGAGUUCAUAAUCGGACCCGACUAUUGUCCGGAUGAAAGGCAAUGUAAACUUUAGUCACUCAUUGACCUGGGACUAUUGUGUUGGGCCCGGUACCUUCACAGACCGGUGCGGCUGGGGCCACCAGGUCAAGACUUUAAUAUGGCCAUGGAUAUCAUGUCAUCAGAUGUUCUGUGUAAAUGAUUCACAGAAAAACAAACUGUAUUCCUCCCAUCUGCCUUUGCUACAGGUUGUCUAUGGAACAAAGUCCUACUCCAUUAGGACUGUGUUGUGUUUUUUGCUUAUUUGAUAAGCAGAUCUGUGUUGCAUCAAAGCCUUGUGAUAUUAUAACAAUAGGACACAGUCAGCCUUUUCAACAACGAGACAUCUAAUCGUAUAGGCUAUGCACUGCCAAUCUUUUUUUUAUAACGGCAUAUAUAGAUAUAUGUAUAUAUAAAUAUAUAUAUGCAUACAAAAAAUAUGCUUUAUAUGACAGCCUAUUGCCAAUGGGGUAAAUCAGGGGGUCUGGUUUUCAAGUAUUUAAUGCUGGACUCCACAGGAGCGCCUAUGGACGUGUAAAUAAAUGAGGUGGAGGAACCGUAAUUUAUUACAGGUCACCGACUUACAUCAAAUUUCCAACAUGUAAAUUACAGAAAUUACAAUUCUAUAGCUUUAAAGGGAAGUUAUUGUUUAUUUUUCUUCAAGUAUUGUAAAUUGUGUAUAUGUAUAUAGCUUAUAGAUUUUUUUUUUCUGCCAGAGAAUACUUUACGUUUAGGCUAUGAGAUGAUUUAUUCGCUGUAAAGCCUAUAUAAACAAGAAUUGUCUAAAUCCACUGUAUGAUUGCCUCAAUGCUACACUUUUACAGAAGGCAUAAAAGAGACUUGAAAUUACUUUGACACGACUGGAGUUGUUUAUUGAUCAUUCACUUACUCUGCCACUUUACUUGACUUUUUAAACUCAUUUCAUUUGGUUGGGCAAAUUGGGUUAUUUAUUGUUCUCACUCAUGAAUCCGACUUUCUGCUGGAGGAUAUUUAGCACCAAACGCAACAGAAGUCAGAGAGAUCAUUAAAAGGCGUGCAACGCUGUCAAUUGGACUCUUCCCUGCAGUAUGUUGGCUUACUGAUGCAAAUGAGUUGGAAAGGGGAUCAAAUGAAAAGUGAGAACCUCAAAUAGAAACCGACAAGUCCAUGUCCUCAGUGGACGAGUUAAAUGAGAGAAAAAAACAUCGACGCUAGUUUUGAUUAAAUGUUUGCUUUUCAAAAGUCUUAUAUUUCACAUAGUUGAGUUAUACAUAAUCAUCUGGUCUUUAGAUGAAGCUGAAACCAUGUGUUAUAUUAUAAGUUAAGCUCCUAGCUUCAUAGGCUUGGGGUAGCAGGCAUAAGUGUUUAAACCAGUAUCUUGUACUACUACUACCACAAACCUUGUACAAAAAUACCUAAAACAUAUUUCCUUUCCUUCUCUCUUGCCUUUUUAGGGGAGGGGGGAAUUUAUAUCAAUGAUUGCUUGCGAAAUGUUUUAUUGGAGAAGGGACAAGGGCCCUCCAGCUGAAUGGCUGGAGGAGAAGUCGAGUGGCAUCUUUGUCAUGUUAAUGUUAAGCACAUAAUAGUUGGGUCGCACAAUAGGGAGGCACUUCAUUCUUUCAGGCUGGUUUGACACCUCCGGAGA